AUGGAUUUCCUCCGGCUACAUCUCCCUGGGCUGCAUCAGGCCUUGCGGGGAGCACUGGAUUCCCUCAGCUCCUUUGUCUCCUACCUUAUGGGAGAUGAGGUCCCCACUGCAGAGAGGAAGGAGGCGAGGGCAGCCGAGGAGCUGGGGGAGGUGGCUGCAGGAAGGCCAGGCAAGCCUGAAGAGAAGGAAGCCCAGGAGGCCCUGGAGGGCCUUGGAGGCAGCCAAAACCAGGAGGCUGGAGGGCUGAGAGGGCCCGGGGAGGCUGGAAGACGCCAGGACGGAAGUUCAGCAACAGAACAGACCUGGGGUUGGGAAGAAGGCAGCUCCCAUGGGUCUCAGGCAGACAGGCAGGACACUGGGGUCUGGGAGGCAGUCAAGGCUGCCAGGUGCCAGGAGCCAAGGGCCCACUUAGAGGCCAGAAAGGAGUCCAAGGCAGGGUCUGAGGCUGUUCGAGACAACAGCAGUCAAGCCCGGGAGAGUCAAGGGCCCAAUGAGCAGGAAGUGAACAGAGAGGAGACACCGAGAACCUGGGAACAGGAGGAGGAGGCGGAAGAGGUCAGGGAAAGAAAGCCAGAGGUGGCCAGGAAGGCGGAGUCAGAGUGGACCUGGCACCGGGAGCCUGAGGGGGAGGUAGGUGCUGAUGGGCAAAAGGUAGCAGGGGACAGCAGGGGGUCAUUAGAGCAAACGGUCAAGGAGGCAGUUGCAGAGGAGAUCCAGGGGUCCGGAACCAAAGAGGCCGGGAAGGAAGAAGAGGUGAUGGUGGUCCUAAGGGGUAGCCCAAGCACAAGGGCACGGGAAGCAUGGGAGUCAGGGACAGAAUCUGAGGACGGGACAGCCUCAGGCAGGGAGGAAGCCAGGACAGUCUCAGACAGGGAGGAGGACGGGUCAGCCUCAGGCGGAGUGGAGGACGGGGAGGAAGCAAGGACAGUCUCAGGCAGAGUGGAGGACGGCACAGUAUCAGGCGGAGUGGAGGACGGGUCAGCCUCAGGCGGAGUGGAGGACGGGACAGCCUCAGGCGGAGUGGAGGACGGGUCAGCCUCAGGCGGAGACGGGACAGCCUCAGGCGGAGUGGAGGACGGGACAGCCUCAGGCAGGGAGGAGGCUGGACUAACUUUAGUCAGGGUAGAGGCCAGGACCACCUCAGUUGGGAAGGAGGGUGACCUCUCAGGAGCCAGGAAGAGAGAAUAUGGGGAAGUCUCAGGAGAAAGGAUCGCAGAGGGCACUGGGAGGGCCUGGGCAUUCGAGGAGGCCUCCAGGGGAGACCAGGAGGAGGAAGUGGAUGAGAAUAGAGAGGCUGAGAUGAGCUUUUCCCCCAAAGAGACCCAGGCCCUGGCAACUAAGGGCACAGAAGAAGCGACUAAGGACCAGACAGCAGCGGGGGAGGCUGCAGAAGGCCAGGGGUCAGAGGGGGAGGUAGGGGAGGGCUUUCAGAUCCAAGCAGAUCAGGGAGGUAAAGAGGCUGAGGGGAGGCAAGCCUCAGCGAUCAGGACUGUUGCCGCCAGUCCGGAGGAGGUGGUGGAAGCAGAGACGGCCAAAAAGGGGGAAGAGGGUUGCUGGGCCUCAGAGGCUGAGUUGCCCAAGGACGACGUGGCAAACGAGGCUGAAGGGGAUGCUGACCUGGAAGCAACCCUAGAGACCAGCAGUCCUGAGAAGGAGUUCAGCGGGGAGAGGAGUGAGGGGGGGGCUCAGACAGGCGGAGAAGCACAGGGGGUGGAGUGGGGUGGCCUUGAGCACGAAAUCACUGAAGGCCAAGAACCUGAGCUGAUGGCAGACCCCCAGACCCUGACAGAACAGCCUGAGGACGGACAGGGGGGUGAGGAAGAGCUCUGGGGCGUUUCAGCUCUGAGCAAAGAGGAGACGGAAGGGAGCCUGAAGGAAUACCCCAGGAACGUGGGAGAUGUAAAACCUGAUGCCCCUGGGGCAGAAGUCUGGGAGAACCAGAGAAGGGAUGUGGAGGGAGGGGGUACCCAGGAAGAAAAAGCAGAUGCUGAAGAGGGGAAAGGGGAGGGGGAGGCUGCAGGAGGCCAGGCCCCAAAGGAGGCCGAGGGAGGCCAAGAGUCUGUGCUCCCAGAUGUCCCGGAGGCAGGCGGGGAGUGGAAGAAAGCCCAGGACGCAGGGUGUGGGGCAGAGGAGGGAGACCCCCCUGGAGCAGAGAGCCAGGAGCUGGGUGGAAGGCACGGGGCAGACGCAGGGACAGGUCAGUCGCUGGGAGAGUCAGAUGCCAGAGAAACCGAGGAUGAGGAGGUGGAGGCCACCACAGUGCCCUGGGGGGCAGACACAACAUCCAGCGGAAACUGGAGGCUGGAGGAGGCCGCUCUGAGCCUCCGGGACAGCGAGGACCCAGGGGUCAGUUCUUCGGCUGCUGAGAUGGUGAGGGAUAAGGUAGCUCUGGCUGGCAGGGCUGCUGGAGCUGGGGGAGGGCUCGAAAGAGAGGCUGGGGAAGCUGGGGACUGCGAAGGGAGGCAGGAGGCUGGGGGAGGCGUGGAGCUGGUAGAGGCUAUACAGGGAGAAAACCGAGGUGGGCUGGAGUUUGGCCUGGCGGGCCCCGCAGACGAGGAGGUGGCUGGCAGAGGGGACCAAGCAGAGGCUUUGGAGGCCAGAGAGGGUGAGCCUGGGGGAGACUGGGUGGAGGUCAGGGAGCCUGCGGUGGCAGAAGGAAGCUGUGGGAUGGAAGGCUUUAUCUCGGGCUCCCAGGUGGCGAAGGCAGAGGGGACCGUGGCCACGGUGGAGGCCGAGGGGCUCCCAGGAGGGCAGACGCUGUUGGAAGAGGAGGCUGUGGGAUGGCAAAUGAAGGAGCAGGGGCGGGGCAGUGAGGGGCAGUGUGGGGACCACCACCCCGAGGGAGAGGCAGGAAGGCCCCUUGAUGUGGAGGAUGUUGCGGUGACUGAAGACCGGAGAGCACAGGCCAAGGAGAUUGUUCCCGAAGGCCCGGAGGACGUCCAGGGCCCGGACAACCAGUCAACACAGCGGGACCCUGCAGAGGCCGAGCGUGGGUCACAGGGGGAGACGGCAGCAAGUGCUGGUCAGGGUGCUGGCGCCAGCUGGAGUGAGGCCCUGCUCCCUGGGUCUCUCCUGGACGUCUCUGUCCCCCGGAGCCGCGUACUCCUGUCUCGCAACUCCUCACUGCGCCGCUCCCGGCCCUCUUCCCGACGGACCGGCACCCCUGAGCAGCCGGAGGAGCCUCCCCGCCCCCCACCCGAGGAAGAGAUGUCAGCCCCCGAGCAGAGACUUCUCCAGCCAGAGGAGCCCCCAGAGCCCAGCCCCCCGAAGCCUGAGGGGACCCCACUGCCAGCCAGGAGAAGGCCGCUGGGACGUGGGUUUGGCCUUGCACACACCGGCAUGAUGCAAGAACUGCAAUCUCGGCUGGGCCUGCCAAAGCCGCAGGGAGGGCCCUGA
This is a messenger RNA of Odobenus rosmarus divergens (Pacific walrus), 3396 nucleotides long. It is a transcript of the gene APOBR, whose product is annotated as apolipoprotein B receptor. The record is from RefSeq and is a predicted model, not a curated record. Bases 1 to 3396 code for a protein of 1131 amino acids. Gene Ontology annotation, cellular component: membrane. The transcript is spliced from 6 exons. Gene Ontology annotation, biological process: triglyceride metabolic process; lipid transport. NCBI's taxonomy places the organism in Eukaryota, Metazoa, Chordata, Mammalia, Carnivora, Odobenidae. Gene Ontology annotation, molecular function: very-low-density lipoprotein particle receptor activity.